CCAAUAAGGUGCCACGUUAGAAAAAGCUCCUGCCGCUUGGCUCCACCCCCCCUCCUAUCUUCCCCUCGCCCCCACUUUUCCUUUGGCUGUGUCAAGCGGCGGCCACCAACGUGGAGAGCGGAAGCCGCCGCCGCCGCCGCGCUGUUCUCCAUCGAACGAGCUCCGCCGCGUGAGCUGAGGAGGGAAGGAGGCGUACGGCGCGCGGGCAGCUGACGGUUUAAGGACUGUACCAUUCGCCUCCCGCGGAAGGGGCGAGCGACUGCCACCCACAUUAAGGCGCACGUGAGGGCUGCUGUUGGUGGGCACCUGUGAGGGGGUCGCUCGCUCGCCUUCUCUCGCUCACUCCCCCGCCCCCGGCGCAGCGCGUCGUGUUGGUAGAAGCCCAACCGCCGUCAGGCGCGAGGAAGACACGUCCCGUCAGCCACAACCGGUUUGAACCGGAGCGCGAGGAGGAGCCGCCGCCGUCGCCGCCGCCAUGGCCGAGACUGAGGAAAGGAGCUUGGACGACUUUUUCGCGAAGCGGGACAAGAAGAAGCGGAAAGAGAAGAGCAGCCGGGGGGCCGCCGCGGCAACGUCCGCCUCCUCGGCUUCCUCGCACAACGCCCCUGCUGCCGCUUCUGGCGGGGGUGGGGGAGGGGGGAGCCGGCAAGCCGAGGGCGGCUCCGGGGGGGGCUCCCAUGCCAACGCCGCCGCGACGAAGGGGGGGAUUAAGGAGGAGGAUGACUGGAAGGAAUUUGAGCAAGAAGAAAUAAUUGACUACAGUGGUCUCAGAGUUCAGUCCAUGCAAAUUAGUGAAAAAGAUGAUGAAGAUGGUGAAAAGAGGGAAGAGACAAGGGAUAACAGUGAAGAACCAGGUGGGGGUAUGGAUAAGUUGUCAGGUCCUUGGAAUAGAUCUGCUCCUACACAGGCACCUGUUGCUGAGAUUAUUGAAACCCCAGAGCCAGUUCAGUCCAGUGGAGUAUAUAGGCCACCUGGAGCAAGAGAAACUAGAACAAGAAAAGUGCCACAAGGACCCCCAGAGAUUUAUAGUGAUGCACAAUUCCCAUCGUUGCAGUCCACUGCCAAGCAUGUAGAUACUAGAAAGGAUAAAGAAAUGGAGAAGAGCUUUGAAGUAGUAAAACACAAAACUAGAGGUAGGGAUGAGGUUUCAAAAUCCCAGGCAACUAAACUUCAGCUAGACAACCAAUAUGCUGUGCUUGGGGAUCAGUAAAGCUGUACACACAUUACAAUUAAGGAAUGGUUAUUUGAUACCUUUCCAGUCUAAGGUAACUAAACCACCUAUUAUGAACAUGCCGUCUUAUAUCUGCUGGAUCUACUGCAACAAGUGCAGACCUCUGACGUAAGUGAUUUGCUCUAUGGAAGUAUGCUUAAUUUGGUACAACUGACACUUCUUUUGGAUAUGAGGGAAAUUAAUGUAACUGGUUGAACAAGACCCCCCCAGUGUUUUGAUUAUCUGCAAAAGCUAUCGGCAGCCAGUGGUUAUUUCAAAUUUUUUUAUGUUCAGAUACUGAGCCUUCGUAAGGGUUGACUACCUCAGACUUGCUGCACUCAUUGUGGACACCAUGUGGAUCACAACUUCUGGAAAAGGUUACAACUCUUUAGUGGCCAUCUGAAACUCGAAACCAGCUCUACUGGAUUCCUCUCAGAAAUCCUGCAGAAGUCAGCCAUCUGGGUUCUGAUUUAUUCUAAAUGACAAAAGUGACCUUAAAUGAGCAAUUUGUCCUGUGCCCCCAUUUAUUAUUCCAUCCUUUCAUAUGUAGCCAUAACUUAAUAGGAACCUCUAGCAUAUACCACUUUCAAAAAUAUGCAGUGUAGUGUUGAGCUGUUUGUUUGGGUUUUGUUUCAAUUUAGGUUUCCAGAAAAUAAAUAUCCAUCCAGAUAGAAAACUUAGGUAGGGACACUAGUCUGCGUAUAUUACUGGUUUCAUCUAUGUAAACUUUUUUUAAAAAAUGCCUUUUUUGGCUUGAGAAAUUGCAGCAUAGUCAAGUAGCAGUAUGGAUUAUGCAGACUAUCCAUACAUUAUUUUUUCUUUAUUUUCAAGUGACUAGGAUUUCUGUAGAUUUGCAUUCAAUGGCCAACAAAUGUCUAUGCGCCCCUAGUCUGUGGAGCUCAUUUUUGAAAAACUCAAGCCGUAUACUUAACCUUAACAAUGUAUUAUGGCAAGUAUCAGCUGUUGGUCGCACACACUAUUGUAUUUGCUGGAUGGAAGUAAUUAUAUGUCUAGUGAAAAAUGUCAUUUGAUGUGGUUUCUUACUGGUUGAAACAUGGAAAUAUUCUGGAAAUGUGUUGCACUUAUGACAGUUUUUCGUCUGUUGCCCAAAGAUUUAGUGACAACUUCAGUCAAAGAUCAGUCUUCUGACCAGCUGUGUGACAUUUGGAGAGAUACUAGUACAAUAAUACUUAUAUGCUAAGAUUUGUGCUUUACUGUACAGUAUGACACUGAUCGUGGAUAGAAUUCAAACCAACUCCCAAAGAGAUUCCUGGGGUACAGAAGGUAAUCCUCCCUAAAUUUUCUUCUCAACUAAAUCUUGAUGUGGCUGCUGCUGCUGUGUCUUUACAAGAGUCCUGAUGCUUUCUUGACUCUUGAGCAGGAAUUCAGACAUUCUCAGAGCAUACAGCUUUGUGAGAUGGGUAGGUAAAAUACA
Molecule: messenger RNA, 2645 nt
Organism: Lacerta agilis (Sand lizard)
Lineage: Eukaryota; Metazoa; Chordata; Lepidosauria; Squamata; Lacertidae
Gene: CDV3
Product: CDV3 homolog
Exons: 5
Coding region: 476-1210 (244 amino acids)
Cellular component (GO): cytoplasm
Source: RefSeq, a predicted model, not a curated record